This is a messenger RNA of Pomacea canaliculata, 1605 nucleotides long. RefSeq lists its product as uncharacterized. The coding region runs from base 74 to 1057 and encodes 327 amino acids. Lineage: Eukaryota; Metazoa; Mollusca; Gastropoda; Architaenioglossa; Ampullariidae. The transcript has 6 exons. The record is from RefSeq and is a predicted model, not a curated record.
GGACGACCUUUGCCGACCCCUAAGUGCCCUGGCGGCGAGAUGUAAUUUCAGACCCUUAUCCGUAACACAGAAUAUGUCACAGCACCAAGUACUAAGACACAAAAUGUUUGCAAGCUGUGUAUUUACGACAUUUUUUGUUUGUUUUGCAGGUGGACUAGCUGAAAUGCAGGUGGUUCCAAGUACUCUGCGCUUGAGCGGUACUAAUCAGACCGUUACACUUACUUGUAGCAUUCCAAGUACCGCUACUGUCCAGUCUGUGUAUGCUAUGACAAUGUCACGCAACACAAGUUCACAACCUUCCCAAGAACAGGUCUUGGCUUUAGCUGAUGCCAUCUCUCCACAGGCAAGAUUAGUUUCAGCUUCAGAAGGGGGUCUUCCAGCUAAUUCAGCAACAGUUUCAGGUGGUACUACUCAGAAAUCAAUGCAGGUGAUUCUCAGACAACCGGACUGCAAAGAUGCUGGUGUAUAUCGUUGUGUCAUUUCCUAUAAUAAUGGCACGGAUGCAAAACCAAGUGCUGUAGAUAGCUCUCAGAAUCUGACAGUCACAGUUCCACCUAGCAACAUCACUAUGUCAGUUUCUCCUGACAAUGAAAUCAACGUAGCCAACACGACUGUGGAAUUGUUAUGUAAUGCGAUUAUUGGCAUUAACAUUCAAGGAGCAAAGUGGACGUGGGAGUACAAUGAUAAGAUUGAUGGAUGGAGAACAUACACACAGGACAGCGACAUCAGAAUGGACACACCUACCCUAGUGCCAGGCACGUGUUACUAUCGUCAGGUCUGCUAUUUAACACUCGUCCUUGCACUUGCCGACUCCGAGAGAGAAUACAAGUGUACAGUGGAGAACGAUGGUGACAAAGACUCGGCCUCUCUCACUCUUGGGAUAGUCAAUGAAGAUGGCAAUGCACCAAUCCAAACUUCAUCAACUCAGAGCCAUACACUAACACCAGUUUCACCAACUGAGAACUACAGCUCAACCGCUGGUACCAUGUUUGACAACACGAUUCUCUGCCUUGUUACUUCUGUAUGUCUGAUGGUGUUGAUACAAACUGGACCCUAAAAACCUGUACUUUACAACGGACACCUAUUCGACGACUUGAAUUCCACGAAACUGCACCAAUGUCUUUACUCGACAUGCUAACUUGUAUAUAACAUAUCGUUAAAUUCUUAUCCACAUUCACACAAAUACACACAUUAACACAUAAAAACAGAUAAAACCAUAUUUACAGGGUGGGGUUUAUUCCCCAUUGAGAAUAAGCUGCGAUUUCUAUAGAGCCCGCUUUCUUAUUGACAUCUAUGCUCCUUUGAAGUGUAGUCCUGAAAAGGCAUGCAACCUUUAAAGAUGCUAUUUGCAUAACUGAAUAUCUUAAAAUAAUAACAUUACCUUUUUUUGCUAUAUAAUGUAUAUUUCUCUUAUACUUGUUCUUUUUUGUUUGACAGAAUAUUUGAAUAGUUCUCACUGCAAAUGUUUGUAAUGAUUGUUUCUAAUUUAAGGUCAGAAGGCAAAAAAGUGAAUAAAAUAAUUAUAAUUAUUUAGCAUCCAUGAGCACACACACCUGGCGCUUAAUUUCGAUUUUUAUGGUAUUAUGUUAAUUGUCCUGUUUUAAA